AUGGCUCCAAAGGGGUUAUUCGAGUGCGCAAGAUGUGGUACAGAAACCAAGACAAUGUGUUUGGGCUGCUCGCAUGCACCCGAAUACAAACCCGGCGAUCCACCAGCUGUUUAUUAUUGCAGCCGCAGCUGUUUGAUCAUGGACUGGCCAAAGCACAAAGACUAUUGCAAGAACAUGCAACAACGGAAGAUGCUGCUCCGAUCGGCCCAGAUACUGAAGGCAGCCAUCUUGACAUACAGAGAGACCAUAUACGACGUGGAUCUGACCAAGAUCGAGUAUCGAGAUGGUGUCCUCUAUCUCCAUCAAAAUCAAAGAUCAGUUUCAUCUCAAUCCAAACGCGGUCCCUUCCCAAACCACAUGACCGACAACAUCAAGCACAAGGAAGCGGCUCUUGUUAAAAGCCAAUCCACAGCAGCUAUAGCGCUCUUGGGUCCCUUGACCAGAAAACUUCUGCGAGGUAUGUCCUUGAAACUUGAGACGAUGGUCAUCAAUAUCGGAAACCCACGGGUUCCAACUAGGCUUGUUCCUGGGCCUGACUUGCACGGUGGCCCACACACGGUAUUGAAGAUAGAAUGCCUCGAGAGCAACGAAACAUGGAUCAUCGAUCCGACAGGCUGUCAAUAUGGAUUUCAAGAUGUGCUUGUUCCAUUCGGCAAGUAUCUUAUUGACAACGAAUGCCGGAUAUUAGGUGGACCUCGUAUUUAUGACAUGUACGAGACAAGGGACUUGGACUACUUGUCGACUCUUCAUAUCUUCACCAAAACAAAAGCGCAACGGCAGGAUAUGCGACUGGAACGAUUGACCCGUCACCAUUUUGCUGUCUUCAUUUAUCUGAGUGCGCAUGACCGCCUCCUUGUGGGAUCUGGCGCUGACUACAAGAAAAACCUUGAUCGCUUUAUCACUGAGCUCAAAACCCACAUGGUCAAUUCUAUACGGAAAGCAGGCAAUGAUUUUGAAGACUCUGAAGAUGAUUGA
Messenger RNA from Penicillium vulpinum, 975 nucleotides. Its product is annotated as zinc finger MYND domain-containing protein. The transcript has 2 exons. Bases 1 to 975 code for a protein of 324 amino acids. The record is from RefSeq and is a predicted model, not a curated record. NCBI's taxonomy places the organism in Eukaryota, Fungi, Ascomycota, Eurotiomycetes, Eurotiales, Aspergillaceae.